Molecule: messenger RNA, 1757 nt
Organism: Vespula pensylvanica (western yellowjacket)
Lineage: Eukaryota; Metazoa; Arthropoda; Insecta; Hymenoptera; Vespidae
Product: START domain-containing protein 10-like
Exons: 8
Coding region: 604-1413 (269 amino acids)
Molecular function (GO): lipid binding
Source: RefSeq, a predicted model, not a curated record
ACCAAGUAGUAUAACAUAUAAGUAAGUAGCAUAGAAAAAAGUUCAAAUGUACCAAUCAAGAACGUUGAUAAGUAAAGAAUGCUUGCUGAUUGGUAAUUUUCGAGUAAAUGCGCGAAAUAUCAAAUUUGAUUAGAAAUAACUCGUCUAGAGAGCAAUUAUUAUAAAUAUCAUUACAAAUUUAUAUUCUGAUUAAUGAAAGUAAAAUAAAAUUCGAACAAUUUUAAUCAUUUUAAAUUUCCUUCGCAAUGGAGAAAGCAAUAUGGCGGAAUUGUAAUUGGUACUACGAUGGCGUAUGUUAGCAUUAUCUUUGGAGAAAUGAUCUUACGUGUCACGAAUUAAUGUUUCUUAACAUAAAAAGAAGGAUGUGAACAUUAUAGGUAUUUAUCAACUAACCUGUCAAUUCUGCGCCGUACCGGUGCGACAGGUAUAGUUUGUCAGCUUUUGUGAUGAGAAUUGUCGAUGAAUUUUAUAGAAUUGGCCUAAUCAUUAUAAUUAAUAACGAACGUUUUAAGAUAAAAUCGAAAAUGAUGUGAUUUCACUGUCAUUAUUUUAACAUAAUAAUUUCCACCAGUCGAUGAAAAGAAACUAAAAAUUUUAUUAAAAAUGGAGAUUGGUGUUGUUAAGAUCGCAGAGGAUAAAGAUUUUGAGAAGUUGAAACAGCUCUAUGAUAAUAAUAAUGAUUGGAAAUUAGAUUAUAAUAAGCCAGAUUUGUCCGUUUGGACAAAGACUGUUCCUGGUAUUAGUUUUAAAAUGGUAAAGAUUAGAACAAGAUUUUCUGAUAUUAUGCCAGAAACCUUAUAUGAUGUUUUACAUGAUCCUGACUAUAGGAAAGUUUGGGAUACUCAUAUGAUUGAAUCAAAAGAUAUAGGAUUUUUUAAUCCAAAUAAUGACAUAGGAUAUUAUUCUAUGUCUUGUGCAUCUCCAUUGAAAAACAGAGAUUUUAUAUUACAACGUUCGUGGCUUGAUACUGGAGGAGAGCAACUCAUCAUAAAUCAUUCCGUUUAUCAUAAAGACUACCCACCUAGAAAACAUUUUAUUAGAGCAACAUCUUAUUUGACAGGUUAUAUUGUAAGACCUUCCCGAAAUGGAGAUGGUUCAGAAUUGGGUUACGUAUCUCAUACAGAUCCACAUGGAAAAAUACCUGUAUGGUUAAUGAAUAAAGUUACUCAAAUAUUUGCACCAAAGAUGGUGAAAAAGUUACAUAAGGCUGCUUUGGGAUAUCUAGAUUGGAAGGUCCAAAAUAACCCAAAUUAUAAACCAUGGCACUUUCCAGAACAGAUAACAGCACCACGAAUACGAAUAGAGGAUUGCGUUAAAUCUACAGAAGAAAAAAAUUCCAAAGCUAAUUAUGUUGAUGAGUCUGAAUUGAAAGAGAUACCUCAUAAACAAUCUACAAUAAUGGACAAUGAUUAAUAUCUCGUAGUAUUGAUGUAGAUCUUUGCAUAGAUAAGAGUAGAACUAUAUAGUAUAGUCUGUUAGGUACACACUUGCAAAGUGCAAAUCAUGUGUACGUUUUUGAGAGGACAAAAGUUUAUGAUGUAACUACUGAAGUUUUACACUCCGCAUUGCGCCUUGUUGGCUACUAUUUUUAAAUGAUGAUGUUAUAAAGGACAAAUUUUAUCAUGGCCUGCUUUACAUUAAGUGCUAAUUUAAGCUUUUUAUAAAUGAAUCCUACGUAUUGUUAUAAUAUAAAAUAUAGUUCUAUCUAUUUCCAAAGAGAAUUUAAGGAAAUGCACAAUAUAGAGAAUAUAUAGUUA